This is a messenger RNA of Emiliania huxleyi CCMP1516, 1185 nucleotides long. RefSeq lists its product as hypothetical. The transcript has 3 exons. The record is from RefSeq and is a predicted model, not a curated record. The annotation marks the transcript as partial. Lineage: Eukaryota; Haptophyta; Isochrysidales; Noelaerhabdaceae.
GUGUCGGGUGGCUGCAAUCACGAAUGAGUCUCAGCCCGGGAUCGGCACCGCUGCCGAGUGGCAGCGGGCGUUGGGAGAGGGGGGCGAUCGAGCCGGGACCAGCGCCGUCACGUUUUCGCACCUCUUUCGCGCCUUCGCUGUGCCGCGCCACAUCGAUUACCUCAGCCUCAACGCCGACGGCGCCGAGGACGACCUCAUGGCCACCUUCCCGUUUGAGACGCACACCGUGUCCAUCGUCUCGGUGCAGCGCCCGUCCUCACAGCUGAUGCAGCUCUUCCGUGCACAGCAGUACGUGUACCUGUGCGACUGCGGCCUGGCCGGCAACAUGCUCUUUGCUCCGUCCAUCUCGUCGGCAACCGACAUCCGCGUCGGCAAGGCGCUCGCGUUUGGCGUUGGCACUCGCACAAAAGCGGAGCGAGCCACUCUCAUCGAGGGGCCGGCGCCGCUCUAUGCCGCCCCAACGCCCAUCGGGCAUGCCGCAGCAGGCACCGGGCGGCUCUGGCAGCUCCCCAGGUGCUCGAAGGGCGAGUGCUUCUCCAACGAGCCCUUUGUCCGCUCGACACUUCCCGCCAUGCCGCUAGCAAACGGGCGCUCGGGAGCGUGGCACAGCUCGGCGCAGCAGGACCGGGCGGUGCUGGCGCUGCUGGGCGCCAAGCGAGGCGGCUACUUCAUCGACCUCACCGCCAGCGAUCCCGUCAAGGACUCCAACACCCUCGCGCUCGAGCGCGACUACGGGUGGGGCGGGCUGUGCCUCGAGCCUCGGCCCUACUUCCAGCAGCGGCUCACUUCCACCCGCAGCUGCACGGUGGUUGGUGUCGGCGUGGCGAAAGUCGAAGGCACGGUGCCGCUGACGUUGGAGCGACCGUUCGGGGCUCGCAGCCCCUACAGUGCCCUCGAGAACGCCGUCGUCGCUGGCCGGGAAGGGGAGGUGGCUCGCGUGCUCGAACGUCUCGAGGCGGCGGACUAUGAGCGGGAGAGCACGGUGCGAGCCGUCACGUUUGCGCACCUCUUUCGCGCCUUCGCUGUGCCGCGCCACAUCGAUUACCUCACCCUCAACGCCGACGGCGCCGAGGACGACCUCAUGGCCACCUUCCCGUUUGAGACGCACACCGUGUCCAUCGUCUCGGUGCAGCGCCCGUCCUCACAGCUGAUGCAGCUCUUCCGUGCACAGCAGUACGUGUACCU